GUUGGCGUCGAGGCCGGGCUUUUAGUCGGUAAUAAUAUUUGGUCCUGCGAUGCAACGCUUCGUGCAGACGCUCUCCGCGCGGUCCUUCGCGACGAAGGCGAGCAAGCUCCCGAAGCGCCUGGUCAAGCCGGCCAACGCCAAGGAGCCGCACCGCGCGCGCGGUCCGUCCAAGUACGUGAACAAGGAGCUGCCGAUCGUGGACGACGGCAAGACGUACCGCCUUGUGUGCGCGCCGGUCCUGGAGCGCCUGCCCGUGAUCCUGCCCGACUUGGAGCAAUGGGAAGAAGACUACAUGCGCAUGAAGCACAAGAUUGAGCUCAAGACGGCGCAGCGCUUGCCCAAGGACUUUUGGUUUGCCGAGCCGGGUACCGUCGAGGUCGAGCCCGAGGAGGCGCCGUUCCUUGAAGAGUGGAACGAAGACGAGCUCAUUGGCGACGGCUUCCAGAUUGCCAAGCGCGAGACGGAGGACGACGCGGCGAACAACCGCCACUCGCUCAACCGCGCCUUGAAGCAGCGCGUGUUUCUGAUCGUGCAGGACAAGACCUCUGGCAAGUGGUUUUUCCCCACGACGGAGAAGGACGACGCCGAGACGAUGAAGGACGCUGCGUUCCGCGAGCUCUCGGCCGUUGUCGGCGCCUCGUUGGAAGCGUACCCGGUCGGCAACGCGCCGAUGGGCUACCUCAAGGUCAUGCACGAAGACGAGCCGACCUUUGACGGCAAGGUGCAUGGCACCAAGGUCUUUUUCUACAAGUCGCAGCUCGCGGGCGGCGACGUCGAGCUCAACACAGAAAAGGCCGGCGACUACCUGUGGGUCACACAGGCCGAGCUGGCAGAGUAUUUGGACGCCGACGUUGCGGACUACGUCACCAAGAUGGUGCCCCCGUAAGCCGUAGACUAGUUCAAAAGUUGCCAGCAAGACCCCGACACCUUUGUUAAUAGAACCCUUAGAUUUUGACUGCAGUGACGCGAGCACUGCGUUCGAACCUUCACUCGCA
This is a messenger RNA of Saprolegnia parasitica CBS 223.65, 995 nucleotides long. RefSeq lists its product as hypothetical. Bases 50 to 886 code for a protein of 278 amino acids. The record is from RefSeq and is a predicted model, not a curated record. NCBI's taxonomy places the organism in Eukaryota, Oomycota, Saprolegniomycetes, Saprolegniales, Saprolegniaceae. The transcript is spliced from 2 exons. Gene Ontology annotation, molecular function: structural constituent of ribosome. Gene Ontology annotation, cellular component: mitochondrial large ribosomal subunit.